Eucalyptus grandis is the source of this 1152-nucleotide messenger RNA. RefSeq names its product fructose-bisphosphate aldolase 6, cytosolic-like. NCBI's taxonomy places the organism in Eukaryota, Viridiplantae, Streptophyta, Magnoliopsida, Myrtales, Myrtaceae. Bases 1 to 1152 code for a protein of 383 amino acids. Gene Ontology annotation, biological process: glycolytic process; fructose 1,6-bisphosphate metabolic process. Gene Ontology annotation, molecular function: fructose-bisphosphate aldolase activity. Gene Ontology annotation, cellular component: cytosol. The transcript has 3 exons. The record is from RefSeq and is a predicted model, not a curated record.
AUGUCGUGCCAGAAGGGAAAAUACCAUGAUGAGCUCAUCGCCAUUGCUGACCAUCUCGGUACCCCUGGAAAGGGUAUUCUCGUUGCUGAAGAAUCAACUGGCACCAUCAGCAAGCAGUCGUUCGACAUCAAUGUUGAAGAUGUCGAGUCCCAGAAGGGUGCCAUCCUCAAACAUCUCUUUGCCAAGUCCAAAGAUUUCACGUUCCUUAGUGGAGUGAUUCUCGAUGAGGAAACUCUUCUUCAGAAGCCUGCUGAUGGUAAGCCCUUCGUUGAUAUCCUGAAGGAAGGCGGGGCACUUGCUGGCAUUAAGGUUGACAAGGGCACAGUUGAGCUCGCUAGCACAAACGGCGAGACCACCACUCAGGGUCUCGAUGGCCUUGCUGAGCGAUGCCAACAAUACUAUGCAGCCGGUGCUCGAUUUGCCAUAUGGCGUGCUGUGUUCAAGAUCGGCCCAAAUGAGCCAUCUCAGCUUGCUGUUAAUGAAAAUGCAAAUGGACUGGCAAGGUUCGCCAUUAUCUGCCAGGAGAAUGGUCUAGUCCCCAUUGUGGAGCCCGAGAUCCUGGUUGAUGGUUCCCACGGCAUUAACAAGUGCGCUGAGGUGACCGAGCGUGUCCUCGUUGCUUGCUACAAGGCCCUACAUGAUCACCAUGUGCUCGUUGAGGGAACCUUGUUGCAGACCAACAUGGUCACCCCUGGAUCGGAAGCCUACAAGCUCCCUCCUGACAUCAUUGCUGAGUACACUGUCCUUGCCAUGCUGCGAACCGUGCCUGCUGUUGUUCCAGCCGUCUUAUUCUUGGCCAGUGGGCAGAGCGAGGGGGAUGCCGUCCUCAACCUCAAUGCCAUGAACAAGCCCAAGAGCAAGAAGCCAAGGAAAAGUCUCCAUACCACAAGCAAGCGCAUUGUCAAGAAGCCAUGGAGCCUCUCCUUCUCCUUCGGUCAGGCUCCACAGCAAAGCAUCUUGAAGGCCUGGGAUGGAAUGGAAGAGAACUUUCCUAAGGCACAGGCCGCAUUGCUCAGGAGAUGCAAGGUAAACUCAGAGGCGGCUCUUGGAACUUACAAAGGCACAGCUCAACUCGAUGAGGAGGCGGUGCUCAGAACUUACAAGGGCAAAGCUAAACUUGUCGAGGGCACUUCCGGUUCUCAUGAUGUUUGA